This is a messenger RNA of Klebsormidium nitens, 1017 nucleotides long. Lineage: Eukaryota; Viridiplantae; Streptophyta; Klebsormidiophyceae; Klebsormidiales; Klebsormidiaceae. The record is from the annotation of a GenBank genome assembly.
AAUUCUUGAAGAUAGCACAUCAUGCAAAUUGGGCAACGCCACUUGGAAGUUGGUGAACUGCAUUUCUCCUGACACUGAGAGGGCAGUCCAUUGAGCAGCGCAAUCUGCGAAGCUCGUUGCUUUUUUAAGCUUGCCAGCCCACGUGCUAUCUCAAAGAGUUUUUCAGGACAUUGUGAUUGUAAUGGCGGACGACGCAGAUGGUGGAGAUGGUGAACAGCUUGCGCCUGAAGCCGAUGAGACGAAUGAGGCGCCAGCGCUCAUCAUGGCCAAAAUUGAGCAGCGUGGAAAGGAUGUGGACGCGCUUCUUAGGAAGCAGCAAGUCGCAGAUGCCCUUAAGACCGCCUUAGCAGAUCCUCCAACGAACACACGGGACGAAAACUGUAAGGAUGCCAAUUAUGCCGUCAUGCUGAAGGCGAUAAUGUCCGUGAAGGAGGUAGACCCAGUUUUGAGUCAGCUCUCCUCAAAGGAAGCCGAUAUUCUGAUGAAGUACUUGUACAAAGGCCUUGCUUCUGGAGAAAAAGCGAUUUGCGACCAAUGCUUGCGAUUACAUGAAAAAUUGACUGAGAAGGUAGGCGUAGGAAGUAUAAUCAGAGCCCUCGGCGAUAGCAAGCAUACGGUUUAGUCUUCUUUUCCGGGAAAGUACGAGCUGGUGACUGAGAGUCCUUUCACAUGCCCUUGAGGUCAUGUCUUGUACAGGGUGCGGGGAUGCUUAGAUUGUUUUCGACGUCUGCUGCCAUUAGUUGCAAAACUUUGGUUGUGUAAGGAGAACAGGACUGUGAGAUUUAGAAGGUGAGACUUUCGAUUGUCAUGUUAUGGCUCGUUGAGUUCUACCGUUAGCACCUCCAUAGAACGUUUACAUUUUCCAGCUCUUUUAUAAUUGUCGUCAGAAUCUAGCAACUGAAAUAUUUGUCGAUCUGGGUUGCAUGAAGAUUUUAUGUGCGUACAAAGAGGAAAACGAAAAACAAGAUGUAUUAUGAGGAUGACGAUUCUUGCUUAACUUUUAUUCCGGCGGGUGGC